AUGCGGCCUGGAAGCUCGACUGGUACUAUUAUUCUUGGCCACGGCCACGCGUUCAUCACGCUCGGUCUCUCGGGAAUGCAGUCAUCCAGUGUCGACGUAGUGGCGUUUGGCAUGUACGACAAGCAUGUUGCUUGCUGUUAUGCUCGAAUAGUCGCACAUGACGCAUACGCAGGAAGAGAUGUUUGGAAGACGGUUAUCGGCAAGCACAAGUGGAACCAGCGUUGUAGAAUAGUUGGGAUCAUGCAGACAGCCGUAUGGGCCCAGGCACACGGUCGGUGCAUAAUUGCUGCUGCACCAUGGCGUCGUUUGGGUCGGUUUGGUAGGUCUGGCCUGGCAGCCUGA
Molecule: messenger RNA, 342 nt
Organism: Pseudocercospora fijiensis CIRAD86
Lineage: Eukaryota; Fungi; Ascomycota; Dothideomycetes; Mycosphaerellales; Mycosphaerellaceae
Exons: 6
Coding region: 1-342 (113 amino acids)
Source: RefSeq, a predicted model, not a curated record